CUACCACUUCUACCUGUAACCUCAAAAAUAAUCACUACUAAAUUCUUAGUAUAUGUGUUUCCAGGACUUUCUAUGCCUACCUCAUUAUGAAUCAAAUAGACAUUUAAAAGAGAUAUUCUGGAGUUCACACUUCCAACCGUCUGCCUGUGCAUCAGAGCACCUUGCUCUGACACUGUGGGACGAACACAGUACCAGCCAUUUUGAUUGUCUCCUUGUCAGCAUCCUGACCUCAUUUACAUAAAAGCCUCCUAAGGAAAACCCCUCCCUUCUUCUUCCUCUCCUUCUUCCCUUUCUCACCAUGAGGUGUGCACAUCUCUGCUUUCCCUCUCUCUCUCUCUCUCUCUCUCUCUCUCUCUCUCUUUCCCUCUUUUUCUCUCUCUCUCCCUCCUUCUAUUCCCUCUACCCUCCCCCCAAAAAUAAACUCUCCACAUGGGUGGAUGCUGUGUCUGCAUGGUAUAAGUAACUUUCCACUGCCUCAUGCCACUCGCUGCUGCAUCUGCAUGGAGGUUUCCCUCGCCCAUCACCAUCCCUCCCUCACCUUGGCCCAACCCACCAGGGCCUCCCAUGCACCAAUGUCAUUACACUACCUGCAAUAUUUCUCCUAGUUCUUGAUAUUGCAAAUGAGCCACAUAAUUUUUUUUUUUAAUCACUGUGCAGUUUUAUAGGUAAUCCUUCCAUGGACGUUCACCUCUGAGGUUCCAGAUUUCAGACACUAGUAGAAAUGACCAUUGUCUCCCAGAGAACUUGCCCUAUUCCCCUUUGUAAGCUGCAUGUAUGAAAGCAUUUUGAGAAGAAGGUAGAUUGUCCAAUGAGGUACAACCAUGGAGCAUUUGAGUUCACAAGACCAACCCCAAGAAAGUGCUAGAACGUGUGACAAGGAGCUCAGUGGAAGACAAUCCAACUGUUGCUUCAUUAGUGGGAGUCCAAAGUCAGAAGCACUAACCUGAGGCAGCAAGCAAUACAAGGAAGAAAUGGGCAGAAAGCAUGGCUGACUCAGGGCUCCGGUGGCUUCAGACACUGUCUUCCAACCCUUCUUGCUGACUUCUAAGGUAUCCACAUUGUUGGUGCAGAUCUCUUUAUGAGACCACUGUCUCUAGGCACCGUGUACACACUUCCUUGAUCUGUAAAGCGACACCUCUCUGCUUAGCACUAAAGCUCCAGCAAAGGGAUUUAUUUAAGCACGGUGGAAAACAAACUCUGAUUCAGGGGUCUGGGGUGGAGAUGGGUGUUUGUGGUGAAGGUGGGGGUGGCUAGCAUUAGUGGGCUUUCCAGAAAUGAGCUCGCUUGGCUCAUUAAGAUUUGAAAGGAUAUCAUUUACUAGUGACCCUGCUCCACAUUGUCCUGUCUUGCUUGGUGUGUUCAUUAUACCCAGGCUUAAAAUCAAGAGCCAGAGUCUCAGUUUACUGGAUUUGCAGAGGACUUGCAAGUUGCUAAGCAGACCAGAUUAGAGGUAAAAUGCAAAAACAGCCUGAAAGUGGCCAAGAGCCAUCUGAAUGUUAUGAGUCCAAGUUGAAACCUGGGCCAUAGGAGGACCAGAUCUGAGAGUAUCAGUGGCAAAGACUGUUAUGCCCAGAUCGCGGGGACCCCAAAAGACCACCACGGAGACCAAAUUCCACAUGUAAAAGCAAAGAGCCUUUAUUUCAAGCUCCAGAAUUUGAUCCCUCUGGCUGUCCAACACAGUGGUGAGAACAGGGAGCCCUGAGCCCAGGUGGGGCAGAGUUUUUAUCAUAGCAGAGGUUGGGGUGAGGGGAUUUCCAGGAUCCAGGACCCUGACUGGCUGACAUUUGUCUAAGGGUAUCUGUAAAACAAAAAAUAGGUGUGUGCUAGACUCAAGGACAUCUGGUCACCUUAUCUAAUGGUUGGAAUGUUUGGGAUGUCAGGUACUUCCUCAUCCCUGGGUGGAUCCCUGGGUGGUAUCAGCUUAAGGCUUUUCCUGGAUCUGGGUGUUGCCUGCCAGUAAGCCUGUCACAGAAGCUGUGUGUAGGCCCCUAAGCCUGUUAUGGCUGCUGUGUGGUCAAGCUACUUUGGGGUCCCUUCACAAGACCUGGCUGCUUGGAGAGUUAACACAAAAAUACCUGGAAAAGACAGCAGAGUGGUGACCUCCAAGCCAACUAUGGGCUGUGAAUCAUAUUUUUAUAUUCACAAAGCUCAAAAAAUGUGUGGUUCAGUAACAUUUGAUUAUCCCAAUACUUUACAGUUUGCCAGAGUUCCUACCCCUCCCUACCACAUUCCAUUGCUUCUCACAAAUCCAUUCCAGGCUCCUGCAGGGAGUCAUGUUCGAAAUCUCUGAUUUAGAGAUUUCAAUCAAUUGCUAUCUCUAUAGGAGUCAACUGUUGCCAUGGUAACUGAAAUAGGAUUAUGCAAUCUCAUGUGUGUUCAACCGAAGGAUAAUGUUGAGAGCAAGGGAUGCUGUGUUUGAACCAGACUUUGACCUGCUGUGGGCAGCUUAUUGGCUUUCAGAGGGACUUGUACAAAUGGUCAGGAAAUGCUCACCUGGGGUGGUUCCAAGCCAUGGACUGUGAGGGCUGUCAAAAAGAAAACUAGAUUUAUGGCGAAACUUGGACUUGUACCUUUGUCUCCAGCUCUGUUGAGUACUCCUUAGUGAAACUACUGUGUUCUUGUUUCUUUAGCUGUGAGCCUUAGCCUUUAAUGGCUGACCAUAAUGACAGCUUCACACUUCUGUGUUCUUGUACUUGGACUACUGGAACACCCUAACUCCCUAGCCUUCCCCCCACGUCCAGUUCAUUACACUUCCUGUCGGUGGACCCAGCCAUCACCAUCCGGUGGUGCCUGAACUAAUUCCCUGCCUGCCCUUCCCACAGGUGUCUUCCAUCUCCAGCACAUCUUCUGAGCUGUGAUUUUUAAGACAUAGGUGCAGUGUUCUCCCCUGCCCCCACAUGCCUACCACACUGAUCUUUCUGCGCUCACAUGUGCCUAGUUCACAUCCACCUCCCAGUUCUUGGUUAGGUGGUUAUUUGUUCUUUAAAUUCCUCUCCCAAGUCUUAACUCAGUUUGUCCCAUGAAAUAUCUCAUCUCAGAUGUCACCUCUCUAAGAGGCUUUUCUUGGUCCCUUGAUAACUUUUUCUAUGGUGGCUUUCUAGUUUUAUGUAGCAUCCUUUAUCAGUUCCUGGAACAAUUUAUUUGUAAACAUACCUAGAGUACAAGUUCCUCUUCAAGAAUUGUAAAUCCUAGCAGGAAUUCUAAGUAAUUUCUUUCCAGGCUAGAUUCCACUGCCCUGAAUAAAUAUGAAUGGAUGAGUUCCUUAUAAUCCCUGCUAACUUCCCUUCCCCUUUCUCUGAAGAGCCAGCUGAGACAACUUUAAGGUGGUAUGUUGUCAUUAGCUGGUUUAGUCCAGAUUAUAUCUUAGCUUAUCACACACACACACACACACACACACACACACACACACACACACACACCCUGUGUCUCGUUCCAUCUGUCUGAACCAUGAAGAUCUUCACACACUGUUUCCUUGUUCAGCUUUCAGGCCCAAAGACCGCACCAGAGAGACUCCCCAGUGUUUCCAUCCAGUGUGACCCCUCAACCUUGUCAUUUGACCCUAUGGUCCCUUUUUGUUUCUUCAGAGCGUUCACCACUAGCUGAAAUUAUUUUUCAUCUGUUUUUGUCAGGCUCUCCCGGAGCACUUUAAGGUAGUUUGGAUUGUGUGUGUGGCGGGGUGGGAGGAAGGGUCACUAUUCACUGCAGCGUCCCUGACGUCCAUAUCAGUGCCUAGCAACCACUAAGCAUUCAAAUAUUUGUUGAGAGCUGAAAGGCAGACUCCACCCUGGUGGGAGGUGUCAUUGAUUAUUCUCUGUUUUAAACAUGACAAAACUGGGCCUCAGGGAGUUUUUUUCUCCCAUUUCCUAAGAUCCCACAGCUUAUUAGGUAUAAAACUAGGAUUUAAAUCCGGCCUGACUUCAAAACUGAUAUAUGUGUGUGUCCUAGUUCUUCUUCCCUGGACAUUUUUUUUUAGCCAGAUUAUAUGCUUCAGGAUUGUUCUGUGACCUACAGGAAGUGACAGCCUCACAUGUUUUGGCCUAUUUCACGCAGGCAGAUUUACACACAGAGAGACACGUGCAAACAUGAACACACAUUCACAUGAAUAAAAUAACCUUUUUCUUCCUAACAUAAAAUUUAGCCACAGCCGACCACAUAUUUGAUUGAAUCCAACAGAAUAAAGAUGCAACACCAAUCACUGUGUGAAAAAUCCUGCUUGAAGGAAUUGUGCAUUUAUGUAUCUAUUCAUUCUAAUACCUAUAAUUUUCACCUAAAGGAAAACCAGACUGGAAAGGGCUCCAAGGGACCAAGCAGCUCAAUCACAGUGUAGUGCAGUCCCCUCCAGUGUGAGCCAGAGGCCAUCUGCAUCCUGAGACGUCCAACAUGUUCCCUAAGGUCCAUUUCUUGGGCAGAGUUUCUACUUUGAAUCUCACUAUAAAGCAUUGAUGGCACCCCAUAGCAUUCCUAUUUGAGAGAUAAGAAAAUAAGUACACAUAGGUGAGGUGACCUGAAUCAGGUCACACCACCAGGCUGGAGCAGAAGUUCAGAUGUCCUGUCUGAACACUCACUCCAUCUUAGCACCUCCAUGGUACACUUUUUAUUUCUGCUGUGUGUGUGUGUGUGUGUGUGUGUGUGUGUGUGUGUGUGUAUGUGUGUGUGUGUGCUGAGUUUUGAACCCAGUGUUCAACCCUAAGUCAUAGUACCAGCCCCUUGCUUCAUCUGAAGCUCUUCUCCAAGAUACUGAAACAUACAAAAUCCCCUGUACCAAAAUUAUCAGCACCACCUGAGAAUCUGUGAGACUUGUAUAUUGGGUCCCAUCUCAAAUGUACUGUAUUGAAAUCAGCAUUUGAACAAGACCCCCAACUAAAUGCUAUGCAUUUAAAUAAUAUAAAUUACUGAUGGCUACAAACACAGGAAGCAGAGUAAAUUAUGUUUACUUUCAUCGGCUUUCCAGAGGCUUUCCUUUUAAGCAUCCAGUCCUGUUGAACUCAGUAACUCCAAAGGCCAAUGAGCGAUGAGACUAAGCUAUAGCCUAGUGUCUGCUGCCACCUUGUGGUAAAUUCUCACCUAGGUGCGAUUUGCCCUUAUCCAUAAAACAAAUGCAGAAAGAACAUGCAGGUGGUGCGGUACUGAACUUUUAAACCUUGAGCUUUAAGGGUCUUCAACAGAAAUUCAAGAUGUAAUGAAGUCACCCUCUCAGUGACCACAGAGACAGCCAAACAGCGGCUUGCCUCUUUGUGCGCGUCCCAUGGAAUAACAUUCAUCUGCUGACAGGUCUAACAGAAAAGCUCAAGACCCAGUCUCUUCCUCCCUUACAGAACUAACACAAGAAUAUCUAAUAUGAUUACCAAUUAUGCUGUGACUUUUUAUUCUGAAUGUGCCUUCUCUGUGUAGUAUUUCACAAGGUACCGUGGAAUUCCCCACACUUCUGUUACAUGCAUCACUGGAGGCCUCUGAAGUAAAUUUUGGCCAGUCCCACACCUGGAGGAGGAGAUUCCAAAAUUUUCCUACGUAUUUUGCUCCAAACAUCCAAAAACUAGGCAGUGCUCUCUGUCAUGGGAUGAUUUUGUUUAGAAGUUCUUAGCUCAAGAGCUAAAGAACCCCAAAGCGGUUAUCAGAGGUGGAACCGACAGAAUGGAGUACCCUCAGUUGUGCCAUCCUGAACCCCUAAAGCUUGCCUAUGGGAAGAUUGGCCAGUACCGCAGAAUUCAGCAACCCAAAAGGAAAAAUGGCUCAUUCAAAGGGAAAGGGAUAGAAAGAUGGCAUAGAGCUGUGUCUACCAACUUAGCUAAACAAAACGUGUUGGUCCCCAAAGAGGAAUCACUAAAUGAAAGUGACUUGGAGUUUCAUGAAAAUCAAAGUAAUCAGAAAAGAAACCUGAUGAAGAAAAUGAAGAGUGCUUUUGGGAAAAUGCUGUCCUGCAAGUGUGGAAGCCAGUCAGCCCGAGCUGGCAGGGAGAGCCCUACAGGGCAGAUGGAAGUCGCCCUCUCCAACACACAAGGCCUGCUGCCUAGACUUGUCAAGGAGCUUCCAUCUCCCAGGUUGUUUACAAAGCCGAGGAUGAGAAAGCUCUCACAGAAUGCAACUAUACAGCUUGAUGUUGUAGAAGCAGAGGCAGAAGAGGUAACCGCAGGAACCCGGCUCCUCCGAGCAAGAAGAACCACCAAGCGGUUAUCUGUGACAUCCCUUCCUUCAGGGCUGCAGAAGGGACCAUAUUCAUCAAAAAAGAGACCACACUUUCCAGCACUUAAAAAGAAGAAACAGAGCAUGGAAGACAUCCUCCAGAAACCAGACCUGACAGUGGGAAAACUUCAAAUGCAGGUGGAUGACCUCAUAGAAAGAGUGACUGACAAAUCCAUGAAGCUUUUGGCCCAAAGACAUGCUGAGCUUCAGCACUGUGAGUUUCUAGGGGCUGAGAUCCUUCAGUCUUCGAAGCAGUUCCAAAGGCUUUCCAAGAGAACCACUAGGAAGUUCAAGCUGAGGAGUGCUUGCUUCCCAUGCACCUGCUGCUGCUUCUGAGGCCCAAGUACACAGCCCAGGAGCAAACAGAGAGCUGCCUCAAGAAGGUGGAAGACAAGCAGCAAGAGCCGAGGCCAACAUCUGAACCUGACUUAUGCUCCAGCAGUGCACUCCCCCACACACCAGCAUGUAAACGUACGACGUAUCGUGCACACAGGCACAAAAAUAAGUACUUUAAAAAUGACUCCUGAAGAACAACAGGGUGGAGAGGAGACAUUUACUAACCACAUUUCUCAAGCACUAACAGAAAAAAAAGCAGAAAAGCAAUACAGAUGGAUUGAUCUCAUACAACAGCAAUUCCCAACAGUGUGGAAACUGUCCCCACAAUGAACACAUAGCACACAUAUUGAUUACGGCCCCCCUAAAGCCUGCUCAAGGACUGCAUUUCCAAAAGGGGUUCCUCAUGUGUAUCCCAGAUGCAAUCUUAGAGUCCUCGGCUGAUUUUAUAAGGCAACUGUUACUAGCUACCUAGUUUUAAAUAAGCACAAAGAUCCAGCUUGAGACAUUUUAUUAAAUGUUUUCAGAUGUUGAACUCUACCUUGAAGGAUAAAAAUGCAUUUAAAAAAUACACAUACACCAAACACGUUUCCUUUGUGUGAAGAAAUAUGAGU
Peromyscus californicus insignis is the source of this 7127-nucleotide messenger RNA. It is a transcript of the gene CUNH3orf49, whose product is annotated as chromosome unknown C3orf49 homolog. NCBI's taxonomy places the organism in Eukaryota, Metazoa, Chordata, Mammalia, Rodentia, Cricetidae. The coding region runs from base 5632 to 6516 and encodes 294 amino acids. The transcript has 5 exons. The record is from RefSeq and is a predicted model, not a curated record.